UUUACCUAUGGCUCCCAUUAGAGCAUCUGUCCUCCAUCACUGGCAUAAUGGUGUCCCUUUAUCAAUGUUUUUUCAUAAUUCUUUGUGGUAUGUUUUCAAACUGAUUUUCAAGAAUUCAAAUCCAGCAUAAGUAUCAGAAAAAUGUAUAUGACAUCCACUGACGGAUAGUAUAUUAGUGAAGAAUCUGGGAGAGUCUUCAUCUUCAGCAAAAUGCCCUUGUGGAUUUUACAUUUUACAUCUAAUUCACGCUAUGAAUCACCAGCCUGUUUAUGAAAACAUACAGUUUUGCUAGAGUUAUUACUCUUACUUCUCUCAACAUUUGCUGAACAGUCCAACUUCUAUCUUGACUAUGGUAGUGAGUCAAAGAUAUGAAAUCAGAGGCACAUUACAAAGAGAUAGAGGAAUUGUUAUACUACCAUCUAUAUUUUUAGCAGAACUUCCAAAGGAAACAAGGCUGAUCCAAUUGUAUUGUCAUUGCACCUGCCUGUGAAAGUCCCUCAACUAUUUUUGUACCUAGCAGACAAUUACUGGAAAAUUUAUUUGAAGGGGGGAGGAAGGAUAGUUCUCAAAUAGGUUUCAUUUGAAAAGGCAGCUAAGCUGAGAAAAAAAAGGAAAUUAUUGUCCCUGUUGAGCAAAAGAUAUACAUAUUAACUUAGCUACACUACUAGACCUCAGAAAAGCUACAUGGAAGCAAGGUUUAAGGAAACAGUCAAUAACAAAGGUAUAUGAGGGCUGAGUGGUUUGGAAAUACAGCAAUAGUAAAAGCCAUCAGAACAGUGAGAUUGGUCCCCUCCAUAUUGGCAGUCCAGGUCUGGAAAAAUCCAGCAGAACUUUGUUUAUCUGCCUACCACCCACCACAAGUGGCUCUGAAGACUCUGAGUACCAAGAUCAAACAUUAGAACGAAGGAGAGAGAACUGUUUCCCAGGUUCCUAUGGUAGGAGAAAAUUCAAAAAGUCAAAGUGUGCUGACACCCUAUGCUAGAAAGGCAGAACAGAAAAGGUCUCCUCACCAUCAUUAACAGUUCCUUUCAGACCAUGGGAGUGGCAACAGUUUUCCACCUAAUUAAUAGGCUUCCAGUGGUUCAUGUUCCCAAGUGCAAACACAGGAUUUUUUUGAUGGAUGCAGCAUACAUGCACCUAGCAACCCUUCAGUCUUCCUGGGACAUUUCAGAAAGCCUCAGACCUAAUACUUGGGCUCUUUAAGACACUGUGAACCUGUAAUAAAGCUGCUUUUGGUGGAAGAUCCAAUGUUACUAUCUCACAGUGAGAACAGCAGAAAUCUUCAUCAAGAGCAGAGCUAUCAGGUAUCAGGAAAUUCCUACCAGACAGAGUGAUUCCUAAGGAGCUGGACAUAAAAACAUUCCUGCUUAAAAAAAUACAGAGGAUAGGUCUAGGGAAACCCACCACAGUCUAAGAUUUAACACUCAGUGUGAAUAGACAUGGUUCCAAACAUCUUUCCACACAAUUAGCAUAGUUAGUGUUCUCUAUCUGAUAAACAGAUUUUUUUUCUAAUAGCAGAAUUCUCCCUCUACUGUGAUUAAGCCUCUUUCAUAAAUUGCUCAUGUAGCAUGCGGAAGCCUUACUGGUCUACUUCCUCCUCUACUCUUUUUGGAAGAUCAUUCCUGAAUACAAAUGACUAAAAAUGAAUAUAAAUUCAGCUUUAAAUGUACUCCUAACCUAUUUAUACCUGUUUGAUUUCAAUCCUAUAUGUUUUGUAUAAAUAAUCAUUUUUCUCUGAUACUUGCAAACCUUUUCAUAACCAUUCAUCUCCACUUUCUUAAGGUACCCAAGGUAAGCUCUUUCAAUGUCCUUUCAGAAGCCAGGAACUCCUUCUAGUCAUAAUAGAAGACUUCACUUUUACUUGUGUCAGUUUAAAUUCAUGAUCACUCAACAUAGUUGACCAGAACAGCACACGAGACUCUAACUGAGCUCUCAUCAGUGCUCUACACAAAUUCUUUCCCUACAUCUCUCAAACAUCAUUGGCCUAAUGUGCACUCGAAUUAUACACUCUUUUCACAUGGGCAUGUCAUUUUAGUGACUCAUUAUCUCCCUGGCACAAAGCAAAAAAUCCUUUUUUUAGCCCUAAGUAUAUGACUUUAUUGUUAAACUUUGGUUGACUUCUAUCACUUCUAUACAAAAACUCUUCUUAUCCUUCCUGUAUAAUGACUUGAUUGUCCCCAGGACCAUUCAGAUAACGUUGCUAUAGGCCCAGCUCUUGAACCACACUCAUGAUCCAGGUAAUGGAUCAGACAGGAUUAGUCCCAUGACCAAUGCCUAUCUACUUGCAGAACACUGCAAGUAAUCCCAGUAAAACUCAGUAAUUCCCUUCCCAGUGCUAAAAUGAUGCUUCUUUAGCGAUCUCCUUAUUUACCUUGCAGUCCUUCUGACAGGUUACAUCCUCUCCCUGUUCCCAUCACUUAAAUUUCAACAAAGAACAUUGUACAAAAUAUUCUGUUUAAGUCUAGAUGGAUCAAGUUAGUUGUAUUACUUUUGCCUAAAAUGUCAGCUAAACUUCACUCCUCUUCUUCCUUCCUUUACCUCUUUUCUUAAGCCCUCUGUUUUAGUUUUUGGUUUUUUUCUAGAUCCAGCUCAAUGCAGUUAUGACCAUAUGUCCUUUAUUCCUUCAAUUUCCGUGCAUAGGAAGUCUGCAGCACUGCAGAAUUUCAAUAUCCUGGCAGACCAGGACAACCUUAUGUUUCUGGUAGUGUCAAUUAUGGAGACAUGAAUAAUUUAAAAAUAAUUGGUAGAAAUAUAGUUCAGUUUAUUAGAGGCAUAAAAUUACUUCAGAUUUUAAACAUCUAUGAAAGUUUGAACCAGAAGGAGACAUGCAUGAGGUUGAUAAGGGAGUCUAAAUACAUGAGAAUUCAGGAACCCUGAGUAGGAAAGACAAAACAAACCUUUUUAGUUGAGUUGAAGAUUACUGAAAACAUAGCUAUAUAAUUUUGUCAGCAGCAUAGACCUGAUUUUCAUAACAAUCUUUGAAGUAAUAAAAGGAAUAAAUAAAACCCAGUUGCUAUCAUCUGUGCUUCAGAGGAUUGCAGUGUAACCUAAAAAAAAUAGCCAUUUGAAGUUCACUUAGGUCUCAUAACCUUGAGGUAAGCAUACUUGUUUAGACCAUGGUUAUCCUGAUAUUACAGUUGUAUUCUUCUGCGGUCAUCCUGUAAAACAAGAAUUUGUUGAUAAGUUUUCCUACAAAAUCUGGUUAGAUUGCAUAAACUUUUGCAAAAAGGGACAUUAACAUCAAAGGGUGAAGAACAUCUUUGACUUCAGUCCAGGACAUCCUCUUCAGCAGACUUGUGGAGACAGAAAUAUCAUGGCUAUAGUAAGUACAGAGCUCUAUUCAUUUUCUUUUUAUUUCAUGGAUGCAUAACAUUUAGUUAUAGCUGCUAUGGAUGUGAGAGCAAAAUUUUAAAUUUAUUUCUAAUAGUUUUCAAAUCAAUUCUUUGCAUCUGACUUCCUGCUUUUGGGGGCAUGUAGAACCCUCUUGUUUUAGCUCCAUCAUAUAAACUGGUUUGUAUGUGCCUCAAAAUUCAAAAUUAAGGAAGAGAAGAUGGCUUCUUUUAAGGACAACCUGACAAAUUAUUUUGUGUAUCUGGAGGAAUUCCACAGUCAAGUAUUAAUGUGACAUUGAGUAAGAAAUGGGAAUGGGUAGCACCUUCUAAUUAGACUUUUCAGAAAGCAGUUUUGUUGUCUUAUUUUGAUUCAGCAGGACUUUGUAACUAAAAAGAUAAAGGGAUUUUUUUCUGUCUGAAUCGUCAGUAUAGUUCAAGGAGAAGUGUGGUAUGUUUAGCUACAUUUGGAGCUAACAUUUUUUAACUUGUAUUUAAGGAGCCCAAAUAUAUGUGGAACCUUUUGUUUGCAAAACCCUACUUUAGAAUUUGCACAGCAAGCACACUCUUCUGGUAUGAUUCAGUGUCUUGCUGCUUUCACAAAAGGUUUGGUUAGAGCCAUUGCAUAUGUAAAUAUGUUGAACACAGAACUUUUGCUCUUGCCAAAUGCAGCUUGAAAAUAAACAACAAUUUACAGUCCCACUAUUUUUAUUUGAUUUUGAUUAGUUGGACAAAAUUGCUUCCAGAAGUCCCUGCUUGCCUAAAUUAUGUUGGAAGGCUGUGAUUUGUGUCGGCUGUGAUUUGUGACUUAUCCACUGGAGGUCACUGUUCUGCAGAAAACCGGAAAAGGCACCACAGGAAAAACACACAUAGUGUUUCUACUCAGAGCUGCAUGGAGAGGUUCUCUUCCCUCAUAGUUACGAGGGUGCUGCUGAGCCACGCCCAUGCUCUCAGGCUUGCACUGGCUCCAGCCAGCCCUGGGUACUUCCAUGACAGGCGUAGGAAGUCACAUUUGAGGUUACUCAUGGAAAAAUUUGAGAAGGGUAGCGAAGACAGAGAGGAUGAUCCUGCUCAACGUCAACCCUUCAAAAUCCCAAGAGAAGAAAUUCCUGAAGGAUUACAACAGGAAAGGAAAGCAGCAUUUGAGAAACUAGCAAGUCAAGGAAAUGUAAUGUGUACUCCAGGACCCAGUACCUCUCAUGAAACUGUUAAUCCUAAGCCUCUCCUGGCAGUCAAGCCUUCAACUGAUGACAAAAGAGAGUAUGAUCCAAAGCCAUCACAUUUGAACCCAGUGGCACAAAGGUUUGGUGUUCAUCUUCAGCCAACUAACAGAGAAAAUUAUGGAAAAACUGAAUGCACUAAAUUCCCCAUCAUAACCUGUGACUUGGCAAAAGGAGACCCAAAGCCUCUAUGUCCAAAACCUGCAAGGAACAAGUUCCCCAGCUCUGCUCCUCCUGAUAAAGAAGAAAAUACUCUGGGAGCAAAACCAAAUUCAGAUUUGGCAUCACAGAAGAGUGAGGCAAAACCAGCAGUUCCAAACGUAACAAGAAUUACGAAAAAGUUAAUGUCUGCAGCACAGGAAAAUGCACCCAAGCCUUCUCUCUUUAAAAAACCUUGUUUUAACAUUGGGGUCUCUAACAAUUCAGACACUUCUAAUAAAUGUGGUUCUGUUCAAAGCAGUCUAUCAGGCCCUAGAACAAAUACACACUUACUUAAGAAAGUAAAGGAAAUGAGUGAAAAUAACUCAGCUGUAGAAGCUGCAGGCAGUCAUCUUCCUAAAAUAUCUCUGAAGCCUGCUGGCCACUCGCAGUGCUUAUUUCAAGCCACCUCAAAAAACGUGGAGGAAGAGACUGAAGAAAAGGGAAUGAGUGUUACCAAGACCACCAUUGCCAAGAAAGUCAACCAGGAAGGAUCAGAUUCUUCUCCUAAGUUUCAUAAAAUCAAUACAGCACUUGGUGCAGAAAGGUCAUCAGAUGAAUCACGAGAGAAAGAGGAUGGACACAGGAGUUCAAGACGCCCCAGGCAAAGGGUUUGGGGCCCAGUGGUCAAGAUGGCCCUGAACCCACCAAAGCCCAACAGACCCCCACAUGUGGAACUACGAGGAUACCAGAAGAGCGCCCCAAAAAAGACAGCUAAAGGUUUGAAACUGACAGCAGCUUCCUCAGCAGCAUCUGCCCCACAGUUUCCACCUCCUCCACCAAUCUCUUACCCAGCCCUGCAGGUUAAGGUAGCUCCCAGUCUGCCUCCCAGAAACAUCAAGCCCAGCUCUGAAACAAGAAAUCCAGAAAAUGAAGAAAAUUAUGAUGAUGUGGAAUUUGUUUCACAGGGUCAUGGAAGUACACAGGGGGGCCAAAAAAGUGAUGUAGAGAUGUAUGAAGAUAUAAAUGACAUCAGAUCAUCAAGGGAAAAAGAGAAGAAGCAGAACAAAGAAGAUAAGAGAAGAAUGGAGCAAGAGAAAAGAGAACAAAAGGAAAAAGAAAAGAAAGAACUGGAAUUAAGGAAGAAGUUCAAAUUAAUGAGACCCAUUGAAGUUCUUCAUCUGGCACGAGCUUGUGUUGACUACAAAGGGGGGAAGAAUGAACUGACUGUCAAAGAGGGGGAUAAGAUUGAAAUCAUUCGCCUCACAGACAACCCAGAAGGAAAGUGGCUGGGCAGGAUAGGAGGAUGCUAUGGAUACAUUAAAACAACCAUGGUAGAGAUUGAUUAUGACUCUUUAAAAAGAAAGCAACGAGCACCUACUGGAGCCGAUGUGGAAUUUUCAGAGAGUGACAUGGAAGUGUAUGAUGAUGUUGGAGGGCAGGAGAGCUUGAUGAGCCUAGGUUCUGACAAUAGCGGAACAGGAAAUGUGUUCCCACCUCCUCCUCCUUCUAAUCAAGAUAUUUACGAUGAAAUUGAUGAUGGAGAUCCCAUAGCAAGGUCUGUAUCACAGGAUGAAGAUAAGAAUGGUAUCUGGUCCUGGGGAAUCUUGAAGAGGCUAAAGGUCAAAGAUGACAAAAAGAAAAGUAUACGAGAAAAAACAACCAAAGUCAAUGAGGCAGAAGAUAAUGGAAAUUUAUUCACAUCUUCUUCAACAAAGCCGUCUGAAAAAGAUUGUGGAGAGGAUGUGUACGAUGACGUGGAUUCUUCGGACUUCCCUGCACCGCCGCUUGAUGAUAUUUCAUCAAAAGUAGUAAGCUUUGGAAAAAGGAAAUCAGAUGAAAAAGAUGUACAAAAGCAUGAACAGAUGGAAAGAAAAGAGAAAGAAUUCCGGAAAAAAUUCAAAUUUGUAGGUAAAAUAAAAGUUCUUUUUUCUACUACUGUGGUUCAGAAUUUGCCUAAAAAAAGAUGGGGAUCUAAAGAAUUGCAUAUUAAACCAGGAGAGUCUCUUGAUAUUAUAGAAAGUACGGAUGACAACAAACUCCUGUGCCGCAAUAAAAAAGGAGAAUAUGGCUAUGUCUUGAGAAGCAAUUUAGUUCAAAACGAAGGAGAGAUUUAUGACAAUGUUGCUGAGGACAUCUAUGAUAACGACUCAGAUGAAUGAUUCUGUUCAACUAAUGACUUAAAUAAAGAUCACCUCUAGUUUGGACUCCUACUUGUGGAAGCUCAAUUACAAAUUAAUUGGUUUCACCCCUGUAAAUGUAGAAUUAACUUUUCUUAGGAGUUCAGCCUUUUGUCCUCCAUUGCUUUAAACUACAUUACAUUGCUAUUUAUCUCAGCCAUUAAAAUUCCCUUUAUUGAUGUUUUAAAUACAAUCAAAUACAAUUCAAAUACAUCUCAGAGGAGUGAUAUGGAGAUAUUAAAAAAAAAUAACUGUGAAGAUAAUAGCCUAAAAACGACUUUUGUACUGUAUUUAAAAUUACUGAUAAAA
Molecule: messenger RNA, 7176 nt
Organism: Corapipo altera (White-ruffed manakin)
Lineage: Eukaryota; Metazoa; Chordata; Aves; Passeriformes; Pipridae
Gene: FYB1
Product: FYN binding protein 1
Exons: 20
Coding region: 4222-6849 (875 amino acids)
Biological process (GO): T cell receptor signaling pathway; integrin-mediated signaling pathway; protein localization to plasma membrane
Cellular component (GO): plasma membrane
Molecular function (GO): protein binding
Source: RefSeq, a predicted model, not a curated record